GGAGAAUUAAUUAAACAAUAAUAAAUACAGGAAAACCAAACCCAUGUAUGUGGGGUCUAAGCGUCAGUGAGAAGAGAAUAAAAGAAGAGAAUAACCUGACGCAAAUUUCUUAGCUUUUCACUCACAAUUCCCAAAAAUCCCAAUCCUUUUCAAUUUCAAUGUCUUACCAAGUCCGCGAAAAUCUCUUCAUCAGCAACAUCAACCACGCCGCAGAAAUUCUUCAAAACGGCACCGUUCCACCACACAACAUCACUCACAUCCUCUCCGUUCUCAGUUCCGCUUCCAUUUCCUUCUUCACCGAAUGGCGUUCCACUCUCUCCAUCUCCGUUAACCAGAUCUCCCAACUUCAUGUCUCCGACCUCCCUACCGCCGCCAAGUCCGCUCUCUCUCCGGACAAACUCAUCUACUCGCUUGAAUACGCCGGUAAAGACCUCAAACUCGUCAGAAUGGCGGUUCCGUUGAAAGAUACAGAGAGUGAGAAUUUGUUGGAUCAUCUUGAAGUUUGUAUCGAUUUCAUUGAUCGGAGUAGAAAGGAAGGUUCUGUUUUGGUUCACUGUUUUGCUGGUGUUUCUAGAAGUGCAUCGGUUAUUACGGCUUAUUUGAUGAAAAGUGAAAAUCUGUCACUAGAAGAUGCCCUUGAAUCAUUAAGGCAGAGCUGUGAAUUUGUUUGCCCCAAUGAUGGUUUUCUAGAACAGUUGAAAAUGUUUGAGGAGAUGGGUUUCAAGGUUGAUCAUUCUAGUCCUGUGUAUAAGCGCUUUCGCCUGAAAACACUAGGCGAGAAUCAUCACUCAGGGUUGAGGAUAGACAGUUCUAAACUUGGUGAAGAUCCUGGCAUGCCUAGUGAAACUUCUUCAGAGGUGGAAGGAGCUACUAAAGUAGAAAAUAAUCGUAGCCCUACCUAUCGCUGUAAGAAGUGCCGUCGGAUUGUUGCAUUGCAAGAGCAUGUCAUAGAUCAUAUUCCUGGUGAGGGUGAGACAUCCUUUGGUUGGCACAAGUGGAGAAGCGGCAAUCCUUUUAACAAGUCAAAUGAAUCUGAGUGUUCUUCCAUAUUUAUUGAGCCUCUACGAUGGAUGAAAGAUGUUGAGGAAGGCGCAUUGGAGGGAAAGCUGUCCUGUGCUCAUUGUGAUGCCCGUUUGGGAUACUUCAAUUGGGCAGGCAUACAAUGCAGCUGUGGAAGCUGGAUAACCCCAGCUUUUCAACUCCACAAAAGUCGGGUAGAUAUAAGUCCUGUGUAACUCUUCCACUUUAUACAUCCUCAUUCCGCGAUAAGGGAUGCCAUUACUUUUUCCAAUGUUCUUGGAAUAGCAUUCUUCUCAAGUUUUCCAAGCUGGUCUACUGCAAAUUAAGUUUUGGAAUGAAAGAUCAAAGUCUAUUUCCUCAGACCUGCUCAAGUAUUCGAGGCUAAAUCAAUGCUGGUUGAGAGGAAUGUAGUAUUUUGCACCUUUUUUGCUUGGUACAAAAUGAUUUUUAGGAUCUAUAAUUGGAGAUUAAGGAUUAUGCAUUUCUAGUACAUGGUGAGGCAUGAGUUGGGUUUCUAAUGUUGCUAGUUUCCCCAAUGAUUGAUGGUCAUUAUAGGAUACUAGAUUAAGGAUUAUGCUUUUUACCCCGAUGAUUGUACUGUCCAUGUAUCUGGUUUUCUCUAUACUAUUUAUUUUCAAAAUUUUCUCUUUGGUUAAAAUAGACCGGCUACGCUGAAAUCCACACACAUCUUAUAUGGAUUGAUACAUCUGCAAUGCCUUGAAUAUACAGAUAUUUUAAUUCCUAAGCAA
This is a messenger RNA of Trifolium pratense (red clover), 1769 nucleotides long. Its product is annotated as dual specificity protein phosphatase 12-like. Lineage: Eukaryota; Viridiplantae; Streptophyta; Magnoliopsida; Fabales; Fabaceae. The record is from RefSeq and is a predicted model, not a curated record. Bases 159 to 1235 code for a protein of 358 amino acids. Gene Ontology annotation, molecular function: protein tyrosine/serine/threonine phosphatase activity. Gene Ontology annotation, biological process: protein dephosphorylation. The transcript has 6 exons.